AGAUGUUUGCAUAUAAAAUCGCGUGUUAGAAUCAGGAGAAAAUACAUAAUAAGACAUGAACUGGCCAGAGCCUGGGUUAGGUUUCUGGUCCCGAGUGGCAAGUGAAGAUCAAAAGAUGAUCAAUGCUCUACACUGAAAGCUUUUUUAUGAAAAGUGUGUCAAGUAAAUAAUUAGAUAGUUUAAUUGUUGCUCGUCAAGAUGGAGUUCCACUUCGUUUAUUGCUCUGCUUCACCAUACGUAUUGGGUUUAUUUGUGUUGAUAUUGUCGCUCCAGACGUGCAAUGUGCUGGGAUCAAGUCUAGAAAGUGAUCUGGGGACCGCAUUGCGAAACAACGAGAAUACAAAUUCAGAGAAAAAAAUAGACGCACUAAUAAUGAACCCGUUGACAACGGAAGAGUUAGUGACUAAAUUCCUCAAUCACAACCUUGAUCCGAAACGUCCAUCAUUGGAAACGUCUUAUUUUGAUCAUCAAAAGCGUCAAGACGAGUCGUCUCGCUCACCAAAAACAACAAACAACCAUCACUCUAGACUGAAUUAUGGCAAGGUUUCUCACCCAAUUCUUUACUCAGGCUCGGAGAUCCACAAUCACCACCCAGCGUUCCAUGCUGGCCGCAAGAGGAAAAAACAAUACGAGCGAAAGGCUCAUAUUUCGUCUAUAACAAACGCAGUUGAUCAAAACUAUCCAAUGACGAAGCCUCGUGACCCACGCCGUGACUUUGAUGUUGACGAAAAUUUGCUGCGUUCGUCGAGUACAAACGAAAGAACUAACCAACGUAUGCAUGAUGCUUCUGUUCACAGCCACAAGAAGAUAUCUUUCCUGCUUGAUAAAGCAAAACAUAUUUCAAAGACGCACCAUCAUCGUCGUAAGCUGCAUCACAAACACAGUCAUCACACUCACCACGAACGAGUGACUUCACAAACUGGGGAAAAAGUCUCACCAAAGAAGCAUUUAGCGCCUGGCAAAGACUUCGAUCCUCUUCACGUACCAGAACUUGAGGGAUUCGUCUUACAAGAGUUCGAUGCCGGCGAUUUUGAAGGGGAAAGGGUUUCUUUGGGUGACGCUAAAGUUGCCAAAAGAGGGAGCGGGCUUGUUGAUAAAAAUAUUCAUGUUUCUCGCUCUUCUUCCAGCCGAAAGAAAAAAUACCCCAAGAAAUACAAGAAGGUGCCACAAAAGAUAAAGACCAAGAAGCCUCAAGGUAUUAAAGUUGGGGUAAAGAAAUUUAAAGAUUUUGAUUUGACCGUUCUUGAAGUCCCUAACCUCUCACGUGAUGGGUCAUCACAAGCGAGCUUAAAAUCACCACGUCAUCACGCAAGCAGGAUAAUCGAAGGCGAUAUUAUGUUGAAUGAUGCUCCUGCAGCUGGCAACUCGAGCUCACAUAAGCCAGACAAACAUCGCGACUUUCGACUGUCUAAAAAAAGACUCAAUGAAGUGAAGAACAUGGCCACCAAAACUCGUAACUCAGCGAACGAAAAGCACCACAUUUCCCGUCGUAUCGGGGACGGCACUGAGGCCAAGAUGAUGAACACAUUCGGGACCGUAAUGGGCUCGGGACUGGUCAAAAAACUCGGCGACGCCGAAGUUGUGGACGUGACUCGUGAUGGCCAGAUUGAAUUUGGUCCACACGCAGCUCGCCAGACUGCCGGUUAUGGUGGCCAAUACAAGGCCAUCAGCGACUCUGCGGCACGCAGUCGCCGGGAGGAAGGCGCGCCUGGGAGCCCCAUCGGGGCGGCCGCAGCAGCAGCGGCACUCCCGCGAUCCAAAACUGCCGAGCCGCUCGACUUGGACGCGGCGAAUGUCAACCGCCACACAGAAAUGGACGCCGAGGUCGAUGACAGUUUUGCCAACAUUAAUGCUGAUAUACUGGCAGAUGAUGAAGAUUCUGCUGACGUGGCUAUGACCUCGUCAGCAACGCUGUCUACCACAGCCAGCCCCUCUACUACGACGUUCUCCCCGGACGUGAUGCCGAGCAUCAGCUGCACCGCCGCGGACCAGUGCAGUGAGGUGGCCUACGCUGUGUGUGGUGCUGGAGGAACCUGCAUCUGUUCGGACCCCACACCGGUCUACAUCGCUGACAUCUCCACCUGUCUUAAAGGUGCGGCACUGAACACGUCCUGCCUGUACGAUGAACAAUGUCUGUUCAUGGAGGAAACUUACGGGCGCUGUGGCACCAACAAGAUCUGCACCUGCGUCAAGGGUUACGAAGUUAAGAUGCAUCCCAGCGUCGGCAUCAACUGCGUAGAACACUCUCGGCCUGCCAACCCCGUGGACCCGACGAUGAUAGGCGUGCUGGUCGGCCUCGCCCUCAUGUUCGUCAUCAUCUGCGUCGUGCUGCGUCUCUUCUCCAAAGCUCGCUUCCGUGAAAACCGGUCCAUCUUCAACACUCCUAACCCCCGACUGAUGAACGCUUCGCUGUUCAAAGACAGUAAGUUGCUGAGCCCUUCUCGAGGUGAACGCCGAGGCUCUCGAGCCAGUGUCAGAGCCCCCAGUCGAACGGCCUCUUUGGCCUCUGUCAACGCAGCUGCGUCACCCACCGGAAAAUCUCCUAACGGUUCGCUUACGGCUAAAGGGCGUCGGGGCAGCGGCGUCUCCGUUGGGUCCGGUCCAGCGGUCGGCAGUCCAGCAGCGAGCGCUAUCGCCCGCACGUCGCCCACCCCAGAAACUCCCAAAAGCGCAGGCGGGCCUCUCAGCCCCGACAAAAUCAAGAAGGAACAAUCAGCCGUCAACAUCGAAGCUGUCGACUAAGUCUCGUAAUGUGGAAAGUCCUUUGAUGUUGUCGCCUAAGUUGCGUUCAAGAACAACAGUUUCCAAGUCGUCGCCAGGCAGAAAAGAAUCGAAUAAAAAUGUCAUCAGUACGAAAUCAAAACCUAACCGAACCAGCAGUUUAGCCGUAAUCGAGCAGUGUCAUAAAACUACAAACGGUAAUUCGGAAUCCGUGUUGUCAGCUGGAAAAGGUAAGCGUUACGCUCAUCAUGAAGCAGUAAAACUCGAAAAAUCAAGAUUUUCUUGCAAUUCCACAUGUGCAGAAAGCAGCCAAAGCGUUGCCGAGUCCACAUUUACGUCUAGGAGUGUGAGUCCCGCUAUGUCAGACUCAGCUUACAGCGCCCCCUCCACUAGCGGCUACAAGCCAGACACAACCAAAAUUACAAGGAGCUCUUCAGGCGACAACUGCAGCGGUCGAAGUGAUCACGAAAAUUCAUCCGAUUAGGAGGUUUAGAUAUUUCCGAACUCUCAUAUAUAUCGAUGUACAUUUUUUGAGGAGUUUUAUCAGUGCUUCGAGUUUUGAAACAUUCCCUGGCUUUGUGAGUUUGCAAUUCGAAAUAAAAUAUACGAUUUAUUUUGUUCAUCUUACAAAUCUGUGCUGCGACAAUUUUUAUUCCCGUUUUUAUGUCGUUGUACAAUAUUAGUAUCUUAGAGUAUUGCUAUUCAAUCAUAAUUCGAUUUUGAUGCACAAAUACUAUAAAAAUGCGCAACUACGUAUCGUAAAUAGUUUUUUGAUUUCUGAAUUUAUUGUGGAAUGCAUUAUCGAAAAUUUUCAGUUGUUGAAAUCACAAGCCGAGUCUCAUUGAUAUAAGUGAGGAGCUGUUGCCAUUUUUAGGCGUGGAUUGAAGCACUUUUAUCAUCAUAACCUAGUGUUAAGAUACCCUUCUUGACCAUCGACUCCUUGCCUUGAAUCCCCUCAGUACCUCUUUUAUCUGUCCUCCAUAUAUACCUACUGAACGCACUAGUUCCUCAUACAUACUGUACUUCUUUAGUAUAGCGUCUCAAUUAGACAUCGAUCGUUGCUCAUGGCUUCUAUGAUCUUUUAUACUGAACUUUAGCUUACCUGUUUCCAUCAGUUCAUUUUGAUCGGGCGGUGAAAUUUUUCUCACUUGGAGAAAUACAAUUUCUCCAGCGCCCAGCAGUUCUCUUCUUGAUUCGUUACAGAAUUCAAAUCAAUAGCUCUCCUUUUUCUAUAAUAUGGAAUGCGCAUGAUGCUGCUACUUGUAUUUUUCUAUGAACUUUCCUCUCUUAUGAUCUAGUUAUUGUAUUUUAGUAUAGAGUUUUAGUAGACUGUUGGCUGGCGGCCAUACAAUAGGUCUUACUUAUAAUGAAGCACCGAUAGUUAGAUUUUUAGUGACAUGACCACUCAUGAGUCUGUACCGGCACCAGAGUUAGUGACUUUGUAGAAGUUCUGCCCGCUUGUAUUCCUACUAUUGUAAAUCCUAACAUUUUCAAUAUUAUAUGCAAUUCAUUCAUUACGGGACUAAUUAGCAAUGAAUGUUUUUUAAGGACAGAAGAACUGAAACAUUUGAGUUGUUGAGCCCAUCACUUUAUUAUAAGCGCGACCUUUAUUCCAAAAAUUUUAAGGAAGACUGAAAUUAACUUUUUUCCGUGUAAGUUUUUGUCAUUUUCGACAUGUAAUAUCCCCGAGACGAAAUUUAUCUGAUAAUUUGGUUAUGAAUUAUUCACGCUGUAAAGUGUAAAUGGAGGGUAUAGAAAGUGAGAGACAAUACCUGAGUGAAGUAGACGUGAAGUUGUAAGAAACUUUUCAAUUUUAGGAACAAAAAUUUAAGUCUUCUAUUUUGAUGAACUGUUUUUGCCGCGAAUUAUCAUGCAACAACAAUGAACUGUUAUAUCGAUGUUGGUCUCGAGAAAGAAAUUCAAUUAUCGACUCGCCGAGCUGUACAUGUUGCUUGCGCUGCUUAAAAUCAUUCCUGUGAAACUAAAGAAAAAAUGUAAUUGCUUGUUUAUUUAAGGAUUACCGUGUAACUUAACUGCUAUGUUGAGAUCAUAUUCAACAUCACAAUAUUUAUUUGUUCUGUAUCACUUCUCUCACAAUCCAACGUUACAAAGGACCGAUACGUCGCCUGAUGGAGGAAAUCGACUGCGUCGGUUGUGGUUUUCAGUCUUCGUACGAAUAGCACUGCAGAGAUGACACUCUGACGUGUACUGUGCAAUGUACAAUGUACAUCGUUGCCAGUCUCCGUACGAAUAGCACUAUGUGCACAACACUGUGACGUGUACAUCGCUGCGCGAAGGCCACUCCAGACGUCAUGGUCGAAGGAGAGCGUACAGAUGACGAGGAGCUUCUAUCUUGGCUCCUGUCGUUGCAAUCGAAGGCCCCCGAUGAAUCCAGGGGAAGAGGAAUCCUUGGCGCCCUUCGAGGUUGGGAAUGGUUUUAUCGUGAAAUUUAAAUAAUCGUGAACUUUUCAAUAAAGUUUAUAUAACCUGGACAUAAAAUAAUACGCUCAAGUAACUCGGUAAUUUGACAGUAUGGUUUAGCACAUUGGCCCAGCGAAAAAAAAAGUCUGUGAGAGCUAGCGGAAUUCAUUAUAAAUUAUAAUUAUUUAAUUCGUUUCCUUUUCAUAUCAUAUUUGAUAAGAAUAAAUAUUAAGGAAUUCAAUUUGACUUAAUUUGAUGCAAUUCCACGACCAAGUGGUUCAUCGCUCGUACAUAUUGCCAUGAAUUCUACUAUGCUUACGAAUUUCGACUCAUUCUUGCACGCAGUAGAAACACGGUGAU
This is a messenger RNA of Hyalella azteca, 5502 nucleotides long. RefSeq lists its product as uncharacterized. The record is from RefSeq and is a predicted model, not a curated record. NCBI's taxonomy places the organism in Eukaryota, Metazoa, Arthropoda, Malacostraca, Amphipoda, Hyalellidae. The transcript is spliced from 7 exons. The coding region runs from base 199 to 2742 and encodes 847 amino acids.